AUGGGAGUCACUGAUUUGUGGCAAAUUUUGGAGCCUGUUAAGCAACACACCCCCUUGCAUAGUCUUGGUGGAAAGACCAUUGCAGUUGACCUGAGUCUCUGGGUAUGUGAAGCACAGACCGUCAAAAAAAUGAUGGGAAUAGUCGUGAAACCCCACCUCAGGAAUUUAUUUUUUCGUAUCUCAUAUUUAACACUUAUGGAUGUGAAACUGAUGUUUGUUGUGGAAGGGGAACCCCCAAAAUUGAAGGCUGAUGUUAUAAACAAGAGGAAUCAGGCUCGUUAUGGAUCUUCAGGAAACCCAUGGACUCAGAAAACAGGGAGAUCGCACUUUAAAUCAGUCUUAAAAGAGUGUUGUCAAAUGCUGGAAUGCUUAGGAAUUCCCUGGGUACAAGCAAAUGGAGAAGCUGAGGCCAUGUGCGCUUUUCUUAAUUCCAGUGGCCAUGUAGAUGGCUGCCUCACCAACGAUGGAGAUGCUUUCCUUUACGGGGCCCAGACUGUCUAUAGAAACUUCACUAUAAAUAUCAAGGAUCCACAUGUUGAUUGUUAUACAAUAUCAUCCAUCAAGAGUAAACUAGGUUUGGAUAGAGAUACUCUAGUUGGAUUUGCAAUACUGCUUGGAUGUGAUUAUCUUCCGAAGGGAGUCCCUGGAGUUGGAAAAGAACAAGCAUUAAAACUUACACGCAAUUUGAAAGGGCAAAGUUUGCUUCAGAGGUUUGAUCAGUGGAAUGAAAAAUCUUGUGAUUCUGAUCCACAACCACUAAUUACUAAAAAAUUGCCUCAUUGUUCUGUGUGUGCUCAUCCAGGCUCACCUAAGGAUCAUGAACGUAAUGGAUGCAAAUUUUGCGAGAGUGACCGAUAUUGUGAACCACAUGAUUAUGAUUACUGCUGUCCCUGUGAAUGGCACCGUUCAGAACAUGACAGGCAGCUACAGGCAUUAGAGACUGGUAUUAAGAAGAAAGCAUGCAGUUGUGAGGGUUUCCCAUUCCAUGAGGUUAUUCAAGAAUUCCUUUUCAGCAAGGAUCAGUUGGUAAAGGAAAUUAAGUACACAAGACCUAAUUUAUUAUUGUUUCAGAGAUUUACGCUUGAAAAAAUGGAGUGGCCCAAUUCCUAUGCAUGUGAAAAGUUGUUAGUACUUUUAACCCACUAUGACAUGAUUGAAAGAAAACUUGGAAGAAAGAACUCAAAUCAACUACAGCCAAUUCGGAUAAUUAAAACCCGAAUUAGAAAUGGAAUCCAUUGCUUCGAAGUAGAAUGGGAGAAGCCUGAACAUUAUGCUAUGGAAGAUGAACAUGGAGAUGUGGUUCUACAAACAAUAGAAGAAGAAUCAUAUAUUGAAGCAGCUUAUCCUGAGAUUGCUGCUGUUUACCGGAAACAGAAGUUAGAAAUUAAAGGGAAGAAACAAAAAAGCACGAAAGUUAAGCCUAAGAAAAUCAAUUUGUUAGAAUUAGAUGAGAUGAAUUUCCAAUCACACAUGACUUCAAAACCCACAUGUGAAAUCAUUUCUAAGCAGAAUUGCAAACUCAACUGGGAAAUUUCCCCUGAUUCUACAUCAUCUCUGGAAUCAGUACCAGCAUCAUUGAAUAAUUUAAUUUUAUCUGAAAAUACUUCCUGUUUAAAUACACAAGAACAGUUAAAGUCUUCUCUAAAACCUUUGUCUAUGCAGCAAAUUAUAACGGUUGAUGAACCUCUAAUUUCAGAACCUAAUCAGUCUAAUACCUUAUCACAAGAUGCAUCACUGUUUACUGAUCUACAUCUGAGCACCAUUGACUGGGAAGGCACUUCUUUCAGUAAUUCUCCAGCUCGUCCCCAAAACACUUUAUCUCCUGGUUUAAAAUCAAAAUUUGAAACUCCCAUUCCUGCUACCUUUAAAAAUAUCCAAGAGCAAUUGUCAUGUCACUCAGAAUGGGAUACUACCAAGAGUAGUGAAAUAUUGCAUUGGAAACUUCAAAAGACAAAUCCCGAAGAUCAUCUUCUUUCUAGCAUUACUGAUUUACAUCUCCAGGAUUUGCAGAAUUUGCCUUUAAAAGAACGAAUGCAUAUAAAAUUAACACAUUCUCAGGAUUAUGUGCACCCAAAUAUUGGCCUGAAAAUUUUGUCCCCACCUAACAUAAAAGAUUACUUUGCUAGUAACCAUUCUGAUUGCCCAUCAGAUAUGUCAAAGGCUCCUCUAAGAAUUGACUUGCAGAACGAAUCUAAAAACUCUAAAUUCCUAAAAGGAGAUCACUUACUUCAAGGGCACUGUAAUGUAAAUACUUCUAGGCCUUACUCAGUCAGUAACCAAAAAGUGAAGAUCUCCAGUAUUGGAGUUGAGCCUCUAUAUACUUCAUUGGAUCACAGUGAAAAAAGAGAUUGGCAAACCAUUGAGAGAACUAUACAAAGAAGAGUGUUUUGCCUCGACAGAUAUUCUUCUGAUGAAGAAAGUUUUCCUGUGUUUGGGGAAGCUAAGCACACCACUCGAAAAUCAAAGCAGAGGUCUGAGGAGCAGAUAAAUCAGUGCAAGGAAAGUGAUGCCAACAAUUUGAGUAACUAUGAGAUAGACAUUAAAGGAACGGAACAUUUUACAGCAUAUAAAACAGCUGGAAAUGAAGAUUGUUCCCCGGAUACAGCAAAAAGUUCUCUGAGUUCCCUACAGUAUCAUAAGGGAAAAAAUGACCCUGGUAAUUGUUUGGAUAGUCCUCUUCCUUUGUCUGAGAGAUUAAAGCUUAGAUUCCAAAACACUUAA
Molecule: messenger RNA, 2721 nt
Organism: Suncus etruscus (white-toothed pygmy shrew)
Lineage: Eukaryota; Metazoa; Chordata; Mammalia; Eulipotyphla; Soricidae
Gene: GEN1
Product: GEN1 Holliday junction 5' flap endonuclease
Molecular function (GO): four-way junction DNA binding; 5'-flap endonuclease activity
Source: RefSeq, a predicted model, not a curated record